Molecule: messenger RNA, 2146 nt
Organism: Cercospora beticola
Lineage: Eukaryota; Fungi; Ascomycota; Dothideomycetes; Mycosphaerellales; Mycosphaerellaceae
Source: RefSeq, a predicted model, not a curated record
GGUUGCACAGCAGACGCUCCAUUCGCGCACCAAGUCGAUCAUUUUGGGAAGAGUUGCAAUGCCUUUUCACGUGCAGACCAGCUGCAGUGAGGUGAAGUAUCAUCAUUCACAUCGAGCACUUCUGCAGAUGACAGUGCGGCUGGACUGCGCUUCGCUCCUGCCUUGCGGUACGGCGGAGCCGUUAGCUUCCUGCUGGCGGCUCGGAGUCACGGCAGCAGGAGCAAACACCAAGGUGCUCAUCACAAGUAAGUCGCACCGUCAGCAAAUCAAUUCGCGAAUCAGUCAGCGCUUGUUUGUGAUUCCUUGUCCGCACCCUAGGUUGUAGCUCCAACUGCCGACACAAAUGCGACACUCCAGACCACACCUUCACUUCCAACACCACUUCCUCUCAGCAGCAUGUGGUCGUACAAACCACUGCCCGGUGGACUGCCCACCGGCCAUAGGUGGAGCCUCCAUCCUGUAUUCUGGAAAGUUUGCUGCGCUCUCCUUCUGCUUCUGGUCAUCUUCAGAGAGUACACAAAUCCCGGCAUCACCAGCGAUUGGGCGCAACAACAUCUCGGUGCGCCAGCAGUGACCAAGCCUUCCGCGACAGUUGGCUCAGUUGAGUCAAAGCCGGUCUGGCCAUCUCCGCCCGCAUUACCGGAAUGGCAGUAUACCUGGGCCCGCGAUGGCAACAAUCAAGCGCUGACUGCUAGCCAAUGUGAUGCCGCAUUUCCGGCCCUCUACCAUGAGAUCGACCGUGCUCAGCAACACUUCAGUGGGAAGAACAUCAGCGAGAAAGACAUCGCCCUGACCGGCGGCAAUGAUGGUGGAGUGAAGUUCUUGAUCGUUGACUCUCAGGUGCGCAUCGUGCAAACGAGAGGCUUGUUCCGGGAAGACUUUAGACAUCGCAUCAUCGCUGUCGUUCAGCAAGUUGUGCAGGCUGUUGCAGCUGCCGAUGCAGUGGGCGAGCCAAUCCCGAACAUUGAGUUUAGCAUUGUCGUUGACGAUAUUGCCGUGCUCAAGGAGGAGAAUCCGGGAGCGCUCUGGUCUUUCACGAGGAAAUCUGCCGACCCUCGACAGGACAAUUUGUGGUUGAUUCCCAGCUUUCACUUCUUUGGCGCGCCUCCCGAAGCUGAGGGCUUUCGCACCAUGCAGCAAAAGUUCAGGAGACAUGACUCUCCGUUGGAAGAGAAAAUACCCCAGGUCGUGUGGCGUGGCGCACUGUGGGUGAAUGAGGCUGUGAGAAAGCCUUUGCUCCAGGUCACCGCUGACAAAGAGUGGGCAAAUGUGUCGGUAAGUUCGAUUUCUAGUCAAUGGCCGACGUGGGGCAGAUCUGACAAGUGAUGCAGUCGAUGGACUGGGGCAAGCCGGAUACGGUGAUCCCGAUGGACGAGUUCUGCAAGUUCCGAUACACAAUCAACACAGAGGGCCGGUCAUGGUCCGCGCGAAUGACCCAUCUUUUCAACUGCGAUAGCCUCCUCUUCGUACACGAUGUGGAUUGGAUCGCGCACUACUACCAUCUCAUAGAGAAUGGCGUCAACGUCGUUCACGUCAGUCGAGAUUUUUCUGACUUGUAGAACAGUAUUCUCUACUAUAACGAGAAUCUCGGCGAAGCCCAGCAGAUUGCAGAUGAGGCGAAGCGAACGUUCAGGGAACGAUACACCACCCCUGCUGCGACUGCAUGUUAUUGGAGAAGGCUGAUGAGAACGUGGGCCGAAACUGUGAGCUUUGUGCCCAGAGCCAACAAGACAAAGGACGGCCAACCAAUGAAGAAAACCCGCGGCAUCAGCUUCGAGGAGUUCAUCGUCCACAAGAAUGAUGAGGACGUUCCGUACAAGCGACCUGGAAGGUGAAGUGGGUUAUGGUCAUUGGAGGUAUCUUGACAUUUCGCAGUCAAUGACUUUGAGCGAACCAUAGAGGGGGGAGAACGGGCCGGUUACGUGCGAGUGCAAACUGUGCCAACAGCGGCAAGGUGACUGCUAGACGGCAGCUCCGAGUGCGGGCGUGGAAUAAAGCCAACAGCAGUGCACUCCCCUUCCGCUUGCCAGUAUACAACAGCCAGCUCCCCUCAUCGGGAUGCCUUGCCAGAGGCUAUAUGCUUCAGCUUCGUCGUAGUAAACCACCUCCUUCGAUAGGACCCAGGCGGCCAGCUGGACAUCACGAG